Molecule: messenger RNA, 4557 nt
Organism: Xyrichtys novacula (pearly razorfish)
Lineage: Eukaryota; Metazoa; Chordata; Actinopteri; Labriformes; Labridae
Source: the annotation of a GenBank genome assembly
CAGGAAGUUUGUACCUCUGAUUGAACUUUGUUUUCUUCUUUAUACACUUAUUUCUUUUAUUUUACUGACUGUUUCACUCACAGGGUAAAGGUGCAUGUUUUUUUUCUUUAAUUUAGGACUUCAUCCUCCAUCCUGACUCUCUGAUCAGAGACUUGAGUUCAUCUUUAUCACUUCUUUUUAUGGUUCUUUCCUCGUGUCUCUCAUUAUUUUAUUCAUUGGCAGCAUCUUCCCAAGUAAAAAAGAAAUAAAAAAUUAACAAAAAGAGAAAUCAAAUGUGCAACAUAAAUGUGAUUUAAUCUCGGGUCGAACUCUGAUCUUUUGGUGUGUAAAUCAGUUCACCAGAGAGCCUUGUCUGGGCUGAUACUGUCCAAUGCAACAUUUAAAAUUUCACCUCUCCAAUUAUACCGCCAGAAAAAACAACUAAAAAAACAGAAUCAACAAAAAUACGAGAAAAGCCAAACUAAAGCAAAGGUACAUACAUACCUGGGCAUUAUCCUAAAUAAAUAAAUCUGUUUCAAUACAAAUGUAAAAAAAUUAAAAUUAAAAUAUAUAUAUUGUUUUUAAAACUGUAUGCAAAGUUAAAGUUGAUCAUCCAACAAACCUCAGCACCACAGCAAAGAUGUUCUGCUUACAUCCACAUUCCUGUGAGAUGACCUACAGCAGGAUGAGCUGCUGCCAGGACCACUGCAUCAGAACACCAACACAACGUUUUAUGAAGAAACCUAAAACAGUCUGUACAGUCUACAACAGACUAAUUCUAUAACAGUCAAUACAGUCUAAAACAGUGUGAGUCCAUAACAGUCUAUAACAGUCUAAUUCUAUAAUAGUCUAUAACAGUCUAUAACUGUCUUGAUCUAUAACAGUCUGAGUCUAUAACAGUCUAAAACAGUCUAUAACAGUCUUCGUCUAUAAUAGUCUUUAACAGCCUGUAACAGUCUAUCACAGUCUGAGUCUAUAACAGUCUAUAACAGUCUUGGUCUAUGACAGCCCAAGUCUAUAACAGUCUAUAACAGUGUAAAACAUUUUAUAACAGUUUACAACAGUCUGAGUCUAUAACAUUCUUUAACAGUCUUGGUCUAUAACAGUCUAUAACAGUCUAUAAUAGUCUUGGUCUAUAACAGUCUGAGUCUAUAACAGUCUAUAUUAGUCUAUAACAGUCUGAGUCCAUAACAGUCUAUAACAGUCUUUGUCUAUGACAGUCUAUAACAGUCUAUAACAGUCCAUAACAGUUUAUAACAGUCUACAACAGUCUGAGUCUCUAACAGUCUCUAACAGUUUAUAACAGUCUUUAACAGUUUAUAACAGUCUACAACAGUCUAUAACAGUUUUGGUCUAUAACUGUCUAUAACAGUCUGAGUCUUUAACAGUCUAUAUAACAGUUUUUAACAGUCUACAACAGUCUCUUACAGUCUUGGUCUAUAACAGUCUAUAAUACUUUAUAACAGUCUACAACAGUCUUAGUCUAUAACAGUCCCUAAGAGUCUGAGUCUAUAACAGUCUAUAACAGUCUGCUCCUUUACCAUAUGUUUCUGAAUGAAGGUGUGACUGUCUAUAACAGUCUUUAACAGUCUCUAAUAGUCUGUUCUUUUACUAUAUGUUUCUGAAUGAAGGCGUGACUGUCAGGGUCAGUCUGAUGUUUGGCGUUGUACUUAGAGUCACCUGGUUGAUGAGUGUUAACCUUCUCUUGUAGCAGCAGAGCUAACAUAACCUUUGAAAAGGGGGAGGUUGGGACUCACCUGCAGGAUUACAGGUGUGUUUGUUCUUGAAUCAGCAAACAGAAUCCUCAAGUGACAGCUGUGUCCUCCUCAGCUCCUUAUAAACCUGCUCCACUCAUCACUCUACUCACCUUACACACCUGGACGCCUCCACACACAGGUGAGAAGAACCAAUCGCUUCAUUGAGCGACACAGGUAGGUGAGUUGCUCUAAACUCUUCUGUAUCACUGCAGCAGUCAGUCUGAUUUAUUUUUAUCACAGGUCUACUCAUCAUGUCUGACCACUGCAGGACUCUGGAGGACGUGAGGACUUUACUUCAGUCCUGCAAAGACCUCGAUCCUCAGGAGAGGAUGAAGUUUUACGACAGCUGGGCACAGACGUACGAAAAGGUGAGUGGACAUGAUGGGUCUGGGUCUCAGGUUGAGUCUCUGUCAGUCCAGAAAAAGUUAAAAAUAACUUCAUUUAGACCUCCAGUUCAAUCAGCUGUAAACCACCAGGGGGCAGUGUGUUCAUGAGGAUGAGCAGGUUUUGGGAGUGCCUCAGAGUUCCUGCUGUGUCCAGCAGCGCAGAAGUAACUGAUGUAAAAAUAAAUCUAUCAUCUUCAUAUGAUCGUACCUUCUCUUCGGUCCCGUGCAUAAUAGGACUCUGAGAUGAUCCACUACAGAGCCCCAAACCUGGUGGUCGAUUACCUGGAUGCUAACUAUCCUGGGAGUCCUGGGGGUGUUCAGGUUCUAGACGUCGCCUGUGGAUCUGGACUGGUCGCCAAACUGGUGAGACAUACACAGUUUGUUUUUGAAGAAGAAAACAAAGCUGCUUCAGACUCAGACCAUCCUUCCUGCCUCCCUCAGCUGAUCAAUAAUGUUGGUUGUCCUCUUUUUGGGUCCAGAUGUCCAAGCUGGGCUUCAGACACUUUGUAGGGGUGGAUGGCAGUAAAGGCAUGCUGGAGCUGGCAGCUAAAACUGGUCUGUAUCAGGACCUGAGACUGGCCUUACUGGGAACUCAGCCUCUCCCUGCUGACAGUGGUACAUCCCUGCUUUAUUCCUCUGUAAUAACUCUGAGCACAGCUGACCCCCUCUGGGUUCAGACCGGCCUUAAAUGAGAAUAUCUGAGGAGUGAUCUAAAGUUCACUCUCUGUUCAGACCUUUAACAGUGGACCUGUUGAGCUAACUCCUCCUCCUCUGCUGGUUUCAGGUGUGUUUGGUCUGGUGGUCAUCAUCGGUGCAUUGCGUGCUGGUUUUGUUCCGGUCAGCGUCCUCAGGGAGCUCUGCCAGGCUGCCAAACCGGGUAACCAGAACCAAUCAAACCUUCAUUUGGGUCCAAUUAAGAAACUACACAUCUAAGAAUUAUUGAAUCAAUAAUAAUUCAAGGAUUGGUUGAACUGAAAACAGAAGAGUAACUUUAGAGGGUUUUUUUUUUUUUUUUUAAUGAAGUCUCUUUCAGGAAAUGGUUCUGAGGUCAAUUCCUGUAAAGAAUUUUUACUCGACAUUUGGAGUGGUUCGGCCUUUGGAACCUUUGAGAGAGGCAGGUUACUGUCACUCCACAGCAGACAUAGAACAGCAUUAUCAAUCAAUCAAUCAAUCAAUCAAUCAAUCAAUCAAUCAAUCAAUCAAUCAAUCAAUCAAUCAAUCAGUCAGUCAGUCUUUAUUUAUAUCACACUUUUCAUACAAAACCGACAAAGUGCUUUACACAGCAGAGGAAUAAAACAAAAACAAAUAAUACCCUGAUCUACCCCAACCCAACCCCCCAUCCCCACGAUAUAAACACAACAGAAACAGGAUUAAAAUGGAUGAACUUAAAAAGGGCUUUAAAGAGGUUUAAAAUCUAAAAACAAAGUAACAUAAAAUGAAAUUUAAGAAAUAAUAAAUAAAAUAAAAUAAAAACACUGUAAAAGGUACUAAAAUAAGAGCACCAAAAUAGCUCAAUAAAAGAUGAUCCUGUUAUUAAAACUAGAAAGAGAUAAAUACUAAAAGACAUUUUUUCUAAAAUAGUUUUCAUUUCCUCCAGGUGGCUACAUUUGCAUGUCGAGGGUGGAGCCAAAGUCCGAGUCUGCAGCCAAUUACAGACUGAGCAUGGAGCGAGAGCUGCAGCUGAUGGAGGAGGAGGGUCUGUGGACUCAGAUCAGUACAGGAGACAUGGACCGAUACAUGAUGAACGUUUAUAACACGUAUGAAGAGACCACCGAACAGUACCUGAGAGGAACCGUUUAUCUCUACAAGAGGUCAGUGAACUAGUCACCUGCUCCACCAUGAACACCUGAGCGAAGGACUGGACCGACUUAUCACGCCGCUUAUCUCUGCUUAUCAGUCUGAACCCACCUGGACUGAGAAGGUCAACCAAAGAACUCAUGGGAGGUCCAUAAGACCACAGGAACAGGGCAGAGUCAGCAACAUCUGACCAAUCACAGACAAGGAGGCCUGAUGUCAGCAGAUCUUCAUAAUUUACACAAUCAGAGCAAACGUUCAUGACCUGAGAGAAGGACCUGAGAGUCCAUUAUGACUGUAGAGGAAGGACCUGAGAGUCCAUCAUGACAGUAGAAGGACCUGAGAGUCCAUCAUGACCGUGGAGAAGGACCUGAGAGUCCAUCAUGACUGAAGAGAAGGACCUGAGAGUCCAACAUGACUAACCCUGUCCCGUGUGAACCCUUGGUUUUUGUCCCCAUAAGUCUAAUGUGGUUCUGAUGGUAUCAAACGGACCAAACGGUUCUGGAUCAUAAUGUGGAUGUGGAUGUGCAGAAGAAUUCUUGGGUCGGUCUUGGCAAAUCCCUGAAUCCUGGUCUCUGUGAACAUCACUGCAGGUUCAUUAAUACAGAGGUGACCUUUGACCCAGCACUGUUAAAGGUGGA